AUUGUAAUUAUCCAAUUUUUUAUUGUGUGUAAUAAUAAACGGUAAAAAAUAAACGAAUUGAACUAAUUAUUUAUAUUUCAGAAAUGUCUUUGGGCGGGUCUGGUGAAAAUUUCAAACCUUAAAUCAUAAAACGUUGGCGUCACCUAUCAUUUUUUUCUCAAAAACAGUCGAAAUUUUAAAACGCUCGCUGUGCGAUUUCAAAUUUUCCGACCUUCAGCAAUUAUUUUACCGGAGUCUCGUGAUCAAGUACUUUCGUUAAAAAAAAAAAAUCUUGAAAAUUGGAGCACGCUAAGUUAUUUUCCCAGAAAAACAUUUUUCCUUGUUUUAUUAUAUAAUAUGAUUACAUUUGCUAUUUUGAUAACUUCAAUAAAUAAUUCACUUGUCGAUGAAUUGUGUUUCAGCCUGCUGAUGCGAAGGGACCGAAAAGUCGUUAGGUUAAAACCUUAUGGAAUGUGUCCACAUUUUCAGUCCAGACCUCCAAAUGACCACAGGCCAUCACAACAAACUCCGAAUCGUCCGAGGACAGACUUGAAACUUCUACUUCUCGUUGAAACUACUUACUCGAGACUCGGCAGAGAACUUGCAGAAACACUUGUUCACAAUAGACUGAGGUAUAAAAUGGAAAUAGCCGGAAAGUCGUUACCGGCUCUUACUUACUUAGAUAAAGGUCGUUAUUCCGUUAUCGUUUUUGAAAACUACUAUAAGUACUUAAAUAUGGACAAAUGGAAUAGAGAGCUAUUAGAUAAAUACUGCAGGGAAUACGGGGUUGGUAUAAUAGGGUUUUUCCCGCCGACAGAACGUCGAGCGGUCGGCGUACAAGUUAGAGGGUUUCCAUUAUACACGCACACGAAACUCUCACUGAGAGACGCCAUGUUGAAUUCAGCGUCGCCAGUACUAAGAAUUUCCAGAGCAGGUGGUGUAUAUCAAGGGCCUUUACCCGGCGAUGAUUGGACCGUUUUUGGUGCCAACGAUACAACUUACGAACCUGUUGCAUGGGGUAGCAAUGACUCGUUCAGUUCGCAGAGCGAAUACAUUCCUCUGGCUACUGUCAUACAAGACCACGGUAUGUACGACGGAAUAUCCAGGGUAUUAUUUGGUUCAGGAUUGAGGUUCUGGCUGCAUCGGUUGCUUUUGUUAGAUUCGUUAUCGUACUUAAGCAAGGGACUGUUGAGCAUAUCGCUUGAGCGCCAAGUACUGGUCGAUAUUGAUGAUAUAUUUGUCGGCGAAACUGGUAUUAGAAUGUGGAAAGAAGAUGUGCACGAUUUAAUCCAGACACAAGAGCGAAUAAGUAAAUUAGUACCAGGGUUUAAAUUUAAUUUAGGAUUUUCUGGCAAAUACUUUCAUAAAGGAACGUGGGAAGAAAACGAAGGCGACGACACGAUUUUGGAACAUGUUGACAAGUUCAAUUGGUUCUGCCAUAUGUGGAAUCACAUGCAACCACAUUUAUACAAUAAUGAGACUCAAUUAGAAUAUGAAAUGACAUUAAAUAAACUGUUUGCUGAAGUAAGACAAUAUUAUUAUUAUUUUAUUUAUUUUCAUAAGAUAAAAUAAUUUAAAUCUUCUUCU
Molecule: messenger RNA, 1566 nt
Organism: Daktulosphaira vitifoliae (grape phylloxera)
Lineage: Eukaryota; Metazoa; Arthropoda; Insecta; Hemiptera; Phylloxeridae
Product: bifunctional heparan sulfate N-deacetylase/N-sulfotransferase-like
Exons: 5
Coding region: 337-1551 (404 amino acids)
Molecular function (GO): hydrolase activity; heparan sulfate N-sulfotransferase activity
Source: RefSeq, a predicted model, not a curated record